AUGGAUGAUGAUUAUGAUGAGCCACUGUUCUUUGACAUGAAGACAGGAGUAUACAGAUUCCUCCAUGAGCUUGAUGAUGUUGACAGCGGAGUGGAGGAGCUGCCAUUUGCCUCAUAUCUAGACCAAGAUGAGGUCUGCCUGGACUCACAAUCACAGUCACAAGCAGGAUCCAGUCAGGGAAUCGUGAAUCUCCAGGAUGGCAGACAACAGAAUGAAAACUACAGACAUGCUCAGGAGCCAAGAACACAACUGGGCAGUCAAGAAGAAGCCAAAUCCCAGUUUGUGUACAGUGGGUGUUCCCAUUACGACGCCUCAUUUUACACCCCAGAAAAGCCGAGUGAUGUGGACAGUGAAGGGUCUUUAUAUGCCCAGGCCUCUAGACAGGGGCGCAAACCCCGUACACCCCGCACCAUACAGAUGAUGAUGGAGAAACACAGGCAGAAUGAAAGGGUUCGCCAUCACAGCCUUAAUGAGUCACUGAAGGAUGUGUGUAUGAGAGUGCCAGGCUUUGACCCUUCUGCUAAAGAAACUAAAGUUGUUCAGAUGCAGCGGAUCAUAGGUUACGAGUGUUACCUGGAGAACACGCUGACUUCCCUUUGUGAGCAGCUGGGCAUCUCCCCCGCGUCACUGGGCAUCAACACAAACUUCAUCACAGAAGCAAUCAAAAACACACCCAUGGAGGACUUUUACCAGCAGAGCAACUACCGCACAAGCGAUGUUGAAGAUGAGGAAUCUGACCUGUCACAGAGAUAUAAAACCUCUCCCAAACCCAUACAUGGAUACAGGGUGUUGGACCAGCCACAUGAUGGGGAAGGCAUGUGGAAAUACCGACAGGAGAAGAUAUCCUCCCCCACAGUGGACUCAACCACGGGCAGCCAGUAUGAGCAGACGCCCAACUCAAGGCCCCACAGUGGGCCCAGAAUGUACGCUAGGAGGGAAGCCCAGUCAGGGGGAUCAAGGCUGAUAAAUGGACUGGACACUCACUUGUCCGCACAUUUUAUGCCAAUCAUGUCCUCCCUGGGGGAUGAUUCUGCCUGCCCCACCCAACUCUCUUCCCAGGAGUCAGGCAUCAAGCUGGAGACACAGUCAAGCCCAGAUGAGGACUCACACUUCCAGGACAUUGAUAACCUGAUAGAGAGCAGCCUAUAUCAGGAGGCAGAUCAGCUGAAACAUGUCACACCUUCCUUCAUGAGAGAGGAGACAGAGACAGCCGAGGAUUGUGGAGGGUCACCAGGGCUGAGAGAGGAGACAGUGACGACAUCGAUUGAGGAUGGGGGAGAGGAGAGUUUCUCAUUGGCCAGUCCCCAACACUUCAUCAUGCACAGUCCCCCACCCAGGGGCAUCUGGCACUCUGCAAGCAAGCUGAACAUGUCCAUGUCCUCUAGCAAUGACACACCCAAGCGAAAUGAAAUGAUCAGUGUCUCUCCUGAGAAUGUCUUGGAAACCAUGGUGAAAAUGGAACUAGAUGCUGCAUCAAGUAGUCGCACUAAUAACACAACAUUAAGUAUUGCUAACAGACAGGUGUCAAGCUCUGUUAUAUUUGAGAAUCAAGAGGAAGACCCACUCCAAGAGUUGUCACAGGCUUCAACAUCUUCUAGUAGAAAUAGUUUCACAAGGUCUGUGUAUGGAGAAGUGGGAUAUGCCAGUAGUAGAACCUCAGCAAAGCCUAAAAUAAUUCCCACAAUUCACAAGAUUCCUGUACCAAACCUUUCAUCUUACAAACAUAGAUUUUUGCCGGUGCCAGCUGAUACUGUCAACUUGGAGCCAAGAAUUAUCAGGAAACCCUGUACAAAUUUACGAAACGUGAGGAUCAACAUUGUUCGCCCACUCGCUACAGACGAGCAGAAAAGUCCAAAUGUAUUGAUAGCUAACAGAAUCAUGGAACAUUCAUCAAAUAUAUCAGACAGUGGAGAUGUAAACCCCAUGGACCACACAACAUCCUCAGGUCCUCCUCAUGUGACUAUCAAGAAAGUGAAACUGGAUAAUAUGAAUUCCAUGCCAACGGAAGUGUCCAUGCCAGAUGAUCAUUGGGAUGUUGACCUGUUAUCCCCUGAGGGUCGUAACAAGAGGAAACGGUACAUGCCCCUGCAUUCUCCUCUCCAGACCAUUACCAACCAGGAGAAAAGUGGGACAUGGGAGUGCCUGCAACCCUCACAUUUCUUAGACCAUCUGGUUGGCAUGCCCCAUCCUGCAUACAAUGUGCCCGCCUCAUCCUGUCCUGUCAUGCCUGCAUCCACUGCUACAUCAUCAACAGGACAUGUAAUGGAUGGUGUUGGACUGCCAGGGAAAGAUCGUCGGAUGCUGUACUCUAAGAACAACAGGAAUGAUCUCGCCAGCAAGAACCUUUCACAGCUUCACAAUUUGAUGGGGCAGAGAUGGAAGAACACAGGGGUUCAGGACAGACAGUCCAAGAAAGAAAAGACCAAGAGGUGUGGUACAUACGGGCCCAAGACCUUGCAAGCUGACCGUUUGUCUCAAGACCAACCUCAAAUCCACAGUAUCCUGGUGCCCCGUAACUCCAACUCAGGAAUUUACAGCCCUGUGAAUGCCAUGGUACCCCCCAACUUCCACACAGCAAGCCACACCCCUGGGAAUGCUGAGGUACCCCCCAACUGCCACACAGCAAGCCACACCCCUGGGAAUGCUGUGGUACCCCCCAACUGCCACACAGCAAGCCACACCCCUGGGAAUGCUGUGGUACCCCCCAACUGCCACACAGCAAGCCACACCCCUGGAAAUGCUGUGGUGCCCUCCAACUUCCACACAGCAAGCCACACCCCUGGGAAUGCUGUGGUGCCCUCCAACUUUCACACAGCAAGCCACAUCCCUCGGAAUGAUAUACUGCCAAGUCUCAUGCCAGAAAGUGGGUCUGGGAUAGGGGCAUGUGAUAUUGAGGAUGAAAUAUAA
This is a messenger RNA of Mya arenaria, 2907 nucleotides long. RefSeq lists its product as uncharacterized. The transcript is spliced from 15 exons. Gene Ontology annotation, molecular function: protein dimerization activity. The record is from RefSeq and is a predicted model, not a curated record. Bases 1 to 2907 code for a protein of 968 amino acids. NCBI's taxonomy places the organism in Eukaryota, Metazoa, Mollusca, Bivalvia, Myida, Myidae.